ACCCGCAUUUGUCAAAACUCGAACAAAAAUAUAUAUACAAGAAGAAGACAAAAAGUUUAAAAAUAUAAAGUCUCGAAAGAACUUUGUAACGUCGGCAUUUUGAACGAAAGUUGAAAGACUUCGAUGGAAUGACAGCGAGAGAUACACACACGAUAUGGAGACGUUCUAAAAUGCAGUAAAAGAUUGUAAACAGUAAAAAAAACGACUCCUUUUGUUCGAGAGCUAUCUUGCGCUAAGUAAAAAUGCUUCACCCGUUGAUGGCUCUGGCCUUCUUCGUCGUGAUAAAACAUUCAAAGACCCUACCAGCAGGCGAGAAACCUGUUAAAAUAAAAAUGUCUGGCAAACCAACGCAUUUUGAAGUAGGCGAUACGGCGAAAAAACUUCAAAUCGAUGCAAAAGUUACGGAAGUGAAAAUGAAUAACAAACCAGCUUCGCUGCAGGUGUUGUCCAAGCGUGGUACGCCAUCAUUGGCGAUACCUUAUCCACCAAUGUAUGCAACACCUGAACUGUACCAUAUGGCACCAUAUGGUACAACACCAACCCACUUUCACGAUUCUUACCAUUUCACAUCACCUCCUCUAUUGAAAGCAACUGAUUCAAGCCAUGAACAUAAAUCUCGAAAACGUCUUCAUCAUGACUUUGACACAUCGGACAACGCUGGAAAUUUAAAUUCAAAAAAAAAGGAAAUACCAAAAAGACGUACAUUUACAAAAUUCAACAUGCCCGACAAACCAACAAACAUGAAAACAACACCGCACAUUCAGCACCUUCGAAAGCGUCAAUGGAUACAAUCAGCACCAACUUUUGUUCAAGUUGCACCAUACAAUGUUCUGCCGAUACAAAUUAAUCCUUCUGUAGAGCGGUAUGCUGAAGCACGAGCGGCAGCAAUGCGAAAUACAAUUCCGGGACCCUUUACGAUGAUAUCUCCACAAUUACUUUCUCCACAGUUGUUUUCUCCAUGGAAUGAGCGAUAUUUACUCACCAAUCCUACCCUUAGUUAUACAAAUGGUGCACAAAGAAGCUCUAUUGGCAAAGCAAUAUUCACACCAGGCUUAUCAACGUAUGGAAACCUGCAAAGGGUUCCACCUUUGGUGAUGCCAACGACACCGGUAUCUGUAUCAAGUCCAUUAAUGUUCCAAAAUUCUUUAUUGGACUUUGGUGCUUACUACAAACCGAUAUUAGCCCAAAAUUUUAUCCCAGACUACAGAUAUCAAAGUUACCCAAAAGUCCAAGCUCCAAUCUCUCGGACAAUAAUACCCACUGGGAUAACCCGUGGGCUAAUUUAUCCCAGUUACACAUCUAUGGCACAGCUUCCUAUUUUGAGCAAGAGACUGAAAAUUCCUCAUGGAAAACAUGACAAGACGGAAAGCUCCCAAUCACAAAAAAGGUCUUUGCAAACGCCGACGAAGAGGCUCAAGCGAACCACACAAAAAUUUCAUGUUAAGAACAUGGAAAUAUUUGGCAAAAAUAAGUGGGAGUCGGAUGAGAAAUCCAAGACGGAGAGAGAAUCGAUACCACACCCCCCUGUUCCAAAUGCACAUAAAGAUACCAAAAGACAAUUCAUCUUAACACAACCCAUGAUCGAACCUAGACAGCAGCCUAUCGUAGCAUACGUUCCAAUUCUCCCAAGUACCCAGACAGACACUUCUCCAUUGACAGUCCCCCAAAAUCUUGUUCUAACCAUGCCGGAGAUGGCGCAGAAAAGAUACCUGAUGUAUGUCCCCAAAAGUCCCCAAAUGUACAUUCCUCGCGAGGAGAAUUACGGAGAAUUGUCUCGUUUUAAGCAAUAUGGCGCCCAGCCGGACCUUUUGGCAGGUAUUUUUGGCAUGGCAAAUACAAGAUCUGGAAUAAUACCAAGACGCACAGUAGAAAACGAAGGAAGAGUGAUAACAUUAGGUGAUUUAUCAGGGAUAAUGGGUACACCAAUAGUACGCGGAGGACCUCCAUUCACCAUGUCAUACAAUCACGAACUACCAUCGAUGAUUGAAGAUGAAUUAUUCCAGGAUAGGUAUAUGCAUCCUUCGCCAAUUACACCCGAUGUAAGAAGCUACAUACGUGAAAAUGACCUAGAUACACGAUUUGCAGAUGACUAUGGCGACUAUCGACGCAACGUUCUAGAUAUGCCAGAGUCCUAUGUAAGCCCCGUAAGAUUUACACGUAUACAAGAUAAAGGUUCCUACACGGAGAGGCUGCUGCCCGACGAUCGAAUAAUUUUCCGUAAAAAUAAAGUGGCUUCUGGACCAAUCACUGUCGAAGCAAAAACCGCUGAGAUUCCAGCAGCAGCGACAAGUGACAAUACCGCUUUUGACAUGAACUUGGAUUCCGAUAAACGGAAACAAAUAGCCCGACCAGAGAACGUGCGUAUCUUGGAUAGACGCAUAAAAGUUCCAAGGCCUUGAACCAUGGAAAAGACAGGCAUCUGUUAUCUAUCAAUCUGUCACAGACAGUUACCUUUCUAAGGCAGUGCUAAACACCAUGCCAAACUUGCUGAACGACUUUAGCAAAAAUACAAACGCUUGAAUACAAUACUAAAUCAUCGUUUAUUAUAAUCAUUAUUGAUAAAAACACAAAGCAAUUGUCACUUCAUAAACAGUAAAUACUUUUCGUCUAGACGCUUCAUAAAAGUGUGCAUGUCAUCGUCAGAAGAAUAUGAAUAUAAUUAUGCCUACACAUACUGAAUGAAUAAGAGUAUGAAAAUAACUUAUUUUUUAUGGAAUAUGGAUUGCUUUCUGUUUUAUUAAUAUAGCAAUUGGCAGAUGUAAUCAUUGUAAUUAAACAAUAGUAACACUAAUAACUAAUUAAUAUGUAAUUGAUGAUAGUAAAUACUUAAAUGCGUAUAUUUUUCUAGAGGAGGCAAAAGAGAUGUAGAUAUGAAGCGAUCGACUGCAAUGUGUUUGUGGUACACGUAAUUACAUCUACAUGUAACAUGA
Messenger RNA from Xenia sp. Carnegie-2017, 2930 nucleotides. RefSeq lists its product as uncharacterized. The transcript has 2 exons. NCBI's taxonomy places the organism in Eukaryota, Metazoa, Cnidaria, Anthozoa, Malacalcyonacea, Xeniidae. The coding region runs from base 243 to 2399 and encodes 718 amino acids. The record is from RefSeq and is a predicted model, not a curated record.